ACUAAACCAAAUGCCCAGUUGGCUCCAAGGGAUUCUGAUGGUUAUAGUCUUCUUCCCAGGAUCCCAUCAUCUGUCCUUCGUGGCUCGUCCAACUGAAACACCUGUAAUGUUCGUGUUUCCGCUUGAAGUCUGCACUGCACCAUAUACAGUAGCAUAACCCGGGGUUAAAUGGGUUGACAGAAGGUCAACCACACCUUAUUGAAAUGGUCCACCAUCUACAGUUUAGUCAACAUGAAUCGAUAUACAACAGUCAAACAACUUGGAGAUGGAACAUAUGGCUCUGUCAUUCUUGGGAGGAGUGUGGAAUCAGGAGAGCUUGUGGCCAUUAAGAAAAUGAAAAGGAAAUUCUACUCCUGGGAUGAAUGCAUGAAUCUUCGUGAAGUAAAGUCGCUGAAGAAACUGAAUCAUGCAAAUGUCAUAAAGCUAAAGGAAGUCAUAAGAGAAAAUAACCAACUCUACUUUGUUUUUGAGUAUAUGAAGGAAAAUCUCUACCAGCUAAUGAAAGAUCGGAACAAAUUAUUUCCGGAAUCUAUUAUCAGGAAUAUUAUGUACCAAAUUCUUCAAGGGCUUGCAUAUAUACACAAAUACGGGUUUUUUCACAGAGACUUAAAACCUGAGAACCUCCUUUGCAUGGGACCUGAACUUGUGAAAAUUGCAGAUUUUGGACUAGCUCGAGAAACUAGAUCAAGGCCACCAUACACUGAUUAUGUGUCAACCAGAUGGUAUAGAGCUCCUGAGGUUCUCCUUAGAGCCACAAACUAUAACUCCCCUAUAGAUAUUUGGGCAGUUGGCUGUAUCAUGGCUGAAAUUUACACACUUAGGCCACUUUUUCCAGGCUCCAGCGAAGUUGAUACCAUUUUCAAAAUUUGUCAAGUGCUGGGAACUCCAAAGAAGAAUGAUUGGUUUGAAGGUUUCCAGCUUGCUUCUGCAAUGAAUUUUCGCUGGGCCCAUUGUGUACCCAGCAACCUAAAAACCUUGAUUCCAAAUGCUUGUGCAGAUGGGAUCCAAGUCAUGCGAGACAUGCUACAGUGGGAUCCCAAGAAGAGGCCAACUGCAAGCCAAGCUCUUCGGUAUUCUUACUUUCAAGUAGGACAGACGCUAGGAACAUCACCUCGAAUACAUGAGUUGUCCAAACAGCAAAAAGAACCUCAUGAAAAACAAAUUUCGCUUCAAAUCAAACCUGUGCCUCCAACUCGGCCACCACCAAAGCAUCGACUGCCAUCACGAGCAUUUCAGCCAAGUCAACCAUAUGCCAAUCCUUUUAAACAAAGUCCAUCCUGGACCGAGCCAUUCAGUCUUUCUCAAGAGAAGGACAAAGUGGGUCAACCACAUCUGCCUGCAUUAAGUACCAGAGUACCACAGAAAGCCGCCUCUGAUACAGAGAGUGCUAAUGGGGAGCUGAAUUUAAAGACCAGAAGAAGAUGGGGUCAUGUUACUAAAACAAUCAAGGGAUCUGAUGAAUGGGAUGACUCCGAUGACGAUGUCCAUUUUUCAAAUCCUAGAACUGAGAUUAAACAGAAUGAAAAACAAAAUGAGGAUGCAGUCCACAGCUUUAAAAGUAUAGUGGAUUUAAAGAAUGCAGACAAUGGUUCUGCUGGGUCAGAACUCAACUCGUUCGCUCAGCAAGAUUCUGCUACUUCCAGAAGAGCCUCGGCAGCAAAACAACAUUACUUAAAGCACUCCCGCUAUUUGCCUGGUCUUACUAUCAACAACAGUGCAGGCAAAUCCUCAAGCAGUGAUUCUACAAAUGUUUCAAAUCCGUGGCCAAUUCCUCUUCAGCCCAUUAAGCCACUGGGCUUGGCAUCUGAGACCAAUAGCAGGCUUUCAGGUCAGAAAGGAAGCAGUGACCCAGUUUCUAGUUAUCUGCCAGCCUUUUUGAAAAAAGAUAUUGGCUAUAUUGGGCAGAAGGUGCAGUUAGCUCCACUUACAGAUCCAACUCCCAAUUAUGGAUCCCUGAGGUCUGUUGGAUCAUUUCUUGGUCCUCCUUCUUUUCGUUCACCUUCCAAAGGCACACAGAGGCUGACAUCCAAACCAGCACCUCCUGUGUUUCCAGUUCAUGGAAGAACAGACUGGCUUUCCAAAUAUGGAGGGCACAGAUCGUAAAACUGAGAACUUUUUAAAUUUUUUUUUUUUUGGUCAGUGCCAACCAUGCAUUUCGGAACAGAGGUCUACAUUUCUUUCUGUGGAGCUGGAGAAAGAGAUUAUUUGGCUGUUUUUUUUUUUUUUUUUUUGUUUGUUUUUUUUUAUCCAGAUGUCUUUCCCUGUUGAAAACUUUUAUUCAGACUCUUAUUUUAUUACUGUUUUUAUUUACAAUAUGUGUUCAUUAAGCUAUUGAACAGUGGUGUCUUAGAUGUCAUGUUUUGUUCCCACUAAACUGGCAAAAAGUCUUACAAGAAAAACUGAAGUAUUUAAACUGAUCGGGGUCAGUUUCCUUUUGAGUUUCUGCUCUACAUUGCUGGUCUAGCUCCGCACAGCAGAUCUUUCUGAGUAAAUUAAGGACAACUUGUCACAUUGCACUGACUCAGCCCUUGGGAUUAUAUGGCAUUGCCCCUCUCUCUUUUCAGCCACCGCAACACUUAAUUGUAGCUUGCUCCAUACUAGAGCAAGUCAUAGUUAUAUUAGUGCCUUAAAGUACUGAAAUAUAGCAUUACCAGCCAAGGGGGGCAACCAAUCUCAUGGAAUAUAACUCACGUUGUGUCUGAAUCAUAAGUACGAUUUACCAUUUAGUUUUUGUACUAUUCACUUGUAUGUAUUUUUAUAAAGAAAACUAUUUAAGCGUAUAAUCCCUGCUUUGCUUUGUUAGUUGGUUUUUGAACCAGUGACAUGCAUUAGGGAAUUACAUUUUUUUUAUGUAUAGAAAAGGCAAGGGAGUCCAUAUAAUAAAUAUAUCAUUUUGCUACGUGACUUUGGUAGAGCAAACUGCCUGACAAGAUCUCUGCCUGACAAGACUGUAUUCCCUGCAAUGCUGGUUAUUGCAGUAGUGAUGGAGUUGUGCCAUGGGUCCAGACUUAAAGUAUAUGAUGUGUUCAUAUACAGAAGAGUACCUUACUAAAGUAAUUCCUAUAAAGAGUACAUACUAGCACAAUAUAUCAUUUGAAUAUUAAACCCACUUUUUUUUGUUUGCUGACAGUUAUUCAGACUGUUUGCAGGUGACUAGGCCUUUGUUUAUUAACAGAGGUGGAAAUUUGACCCUGUGCCUUUGGUGCAGUAGGCUGAAUGGGGAAAAAUGGCUGACUGUGGCAUAUGUAAAUCAAGAUAGAUAGCAGGAUAUGUAGGUAUACUCUGCUUUUGUAUGUGGCCUGACCCUUUAAGUGAGUCCCCACAUUGUAGAAUUGUGACAAAGUUGGUUUAUCCACGUGAAAUGCAGCCAGCAGCUCCUUAUGAACAAGUAUCCCUAACUACACUUAUUUCCUUUUGUUGUAAAGUAACAAUUAUUUGACAUUUUGGGGAAAGCCAAUGACUGUACCAAAAUCUGAUAGGUAGGUAAUCAAAUUUACAGACUACUGAUAAACUGCCUCCUCUUCCCACAUCUGCCCUGAAAACAGCUUGUCCUGAAACAAUUGAAACAAUAAACACCAUCUAUGCAGUGGUGUAACUAUAGAGGAAGCAGAAUCUGUGGUAGCGGGGAGGGGGGCCCAGACUGCGGGGUCAGUUCCUCUAUAGCCACUUUUCUAUGGGAGAAAUUUGCAGGUCUGCUGCCUGUUUGAGAAGGUGCAAAUAAUAACAGGCAAUUAGUAUGUACUUCAUUCAUAUCAUAGUGAACAGGGGUGUGUGCUUCUUGUUUAAUCACUUAUAUGAGCACAUUUCUGCACACAUUUAAUGUAUGGGCAAUUCACAUUUCAUGUAUGGGCAAUUGUUAUACGUGGUUCUACGACCCUAACUUAGUGCAUGCAUUAUAUUUUUACCAGAUAUGAGUGGGCGUUACAUCAGGCAUGGCAUUACUCACCGUGUUAUUGGCUUGGCUAUAGUAUGCUUUAAGCCCCUACUACUGUGCACUUAGGGGCAUAUCUAUUUACACUCGAAAUAAACAUCACUGGUGAUAUUGCCCAUAGCAACCAAUCAGAUCUUUCCUUUUGUUUUCUAAUUGCUGAUGGUUGGGCAACAUCACAAGUGAUGUUUCUGUCCAAUGUUAAUAAAUACGCCCCUUAGUAUGCAGAGUUCUUAUUCUAUGUUGUACACACGGGCAUUUCUCUGUGGAUUUUUCCUGCAUUCCAAUGCAGGGAAGUGCAAUUCUUUCUUUAUUGUCUGCCCGUAGUGGCACAGGAGCAUUGAAGAGCCAAACGCAGAUGGAAUUCAACAUGAUCCAUUCACCUGCGUUAGGCGCUUAUGUCAUAAUGGGCAGAUAUGAAAAAAUAAAUUUGUGUUUCGUCCUGCACCCCCCUGUGGUGGAACACAGGAAAAAUCCACGGCAGGAUGAAAAAUGCUAUGUGUACAAGCUGUUGUUAUAUUUCAGUAAGUUAGCAUCUAUGUGCCACAGGGAAAUCCUCACACCCCCUGAUCUAAUUAUUGAAGAAAUGAUUUGUAGUGCCAUUUGCUAAUAUAAUAUUUUCAUAGGUAGCUUGGCAAUGUAAACAAUAUAGUGCCAAACUUGUGUUUUGCUUUCCAUUGCGCCAACAUGAAGGAAUGCCUCAUGACUUUUUUUGUUUGUUUCUCUAUAAACAGUUUAAAUGGUGUCAAGCCAUGCUCUGCAGCUUUUGGAAGCUAAAAAAAAAUCUCAGCAGAUCUUGGAAGCUGAUGUUUACAGAUGCACAAACAUUGCUAAAGCAGAAACAGUAAUGCAUUCAGAGGUAUAAUGACCAUUUAUAUUUUAAAUACAAGUUUACGGUUGUAUUAUGGUUGCUACAAGAGAUAUUGUUUUGCAUUUACAUGCAUAAAUUUUUCUACUAGUUUCACUUUUCAAUAAAAAAAAAUAUUUCUAUUAAA
Molecule: messenger RNA, 4923 nt
Organism: Xenopus tropicalis (tropical clawed frog)
Lineage: Eukaryota; Metazoa; Chordata; Amphibia; Anura; Pipidae
Gene: cilk1
Product: ciliogenesis associated kinase 1
Exons: 14
Coding region: 232-2103 (623 amino acids)
Cellular component (GO): cilium; cytoskeleton; nucleus
Molecular function (GO): ATP binding; protein kinase activity; kinase activity
Source: RefSeq, a predicted model, not a curated record